AACAGAGAGCGGUAUUUACAUUCUAUCUUGCUCUCCCGUGAAACAGCUGAUUGGAUUGCGCUCUGUGAAUAUGUAAUAUUCGGCUAAGCAACUAAUUUAAAUUAUGAAAAUGCUGCAAUUAAGUCGAACUACAACAAAAACGCUGCUGCAACGCUGCCGCACACAGAGACUGCUCACCACAUGGUCUCCGUUAGCCACAGCAUUCAAUGCACCACCGGCUAAGCGAAUCAACUUUGCGCGCAACGAUGUGGGUCUGUUCCGCAUGCAAGAGCUGCGCUCAUCCGAUGGUUUCUAUCUGCUGCGCGAGAAUGUGGAGAACUCGACACAGGAGCUGAUUGCAGAAGCUACCUCCAGCAAAAGACAGCGCAAGAUGGUGGACAUCUUUGAUGAGCUCUCCGACUCGCUGUGCAAGGUAGCCGAUCUCGCGGAAUUUGUGCGCAUCGCGCAUCCCAAGAACAAAUACAUGCAGGCCGCCGAGGAGGCGUGCAUCAGCAUCUGUGGCGUUGUGGAGAGCUUAAACACGCAUAAACCACUUUAUCAGGCACUCAGCAAAGUGGUCCAUGAAGGUGACUCGAUGCACACCAGCGAGGUGGAUCGUCAUGUGGCCAAGUUGUUCCUAUUUGACUUCGAACAGUGCGGCAUUCAUCUGCCGGAGCAGGAACGUCUGCGAGUUGUGCGUCUCAAUGAUUACAUACUGCAGCUGGGCCAGAAAUUUAUGAAUGGCGCUGCGCAACCCACAGUGUUGCCCCGUCGCGCCGUUCCAGAGCAGAUACGCCACUACUUUCCCACUUCUGGCGACAACAUCAUUAUCACUGGUCUCAGCACGAAUUCCGCCAACGUGCAAAUGCGCGAGGCUGCCUACCGAUUGUACCUGCAGCCUUCGGACAGCCAGGAAGAGCUGCUCAAGGAUUUGCUCAUCUGUCGCAACGAACUUGCACGCAGCUGUGGGUUUGAGACCUAUGCGCAUCGUGCCCUUAAUGGCAGCACUAUGGAGAGUCCUGAACUCGUGCGCCAGUUCAUCGACGAGCUGACGGAGCAACUGCGUCCUCGUGCCGACGCUGACUUUGCUCAGAUGACUCGCAUGAAACGUAAGGAAAGCGGACAGCCGAAUGCGUUGGUUGAGAUCUGGGAUACGCCGUACUUUACCACACAGCUGAAGCGUCAAUCGCUCGAGGAGCAAGCUAACGAGUUCCUGCCCUACUUCUCGCUGGGAGGCUGCAUGGAAGGAUUGGACAAUCUGCUGCAUUCGCUGUACGGUGUGCGACUACAGACCGCUGAAAUGGAGCCGGGCGAGAGCUGGCACAGCGACAUCCACAAGCUGGCCGUGGUGCAUGACGAGGAAGGACUCCUCGGCUACAUCUACUGCGACUUCUUCGAGCGCAGCGGCAAACCCAAUCAGGAUUGCCACUUCACUAUUCAAGGCGGAAAGCGUUUGGCCGAUGGUAGCUAUCAGCUGCCCAUUGUGGUCGUCAUGCUGGGUCUGGCACAGCCACGCUGGACAGGACCCACGCUGUUAUCGCCAGCGCGGCUUGACAACCUGUUCCAUGAGAUGGGCCAUGCGAUGCACUCGAUGCUGGCGCGGACAGAGCAUCAACACGUGACAGGCACACGUUGUGCCACAGACUUUGCCGAGGUGCCUAGUGUUCUCAUGGAGUACUUUGCCAGUGAUCCGCGUGUGCUGCGCACCUUUGCCCGCCACUACCAGACCCACAAGCCCAUCCCGGAGGAUAUGCUGCAACGACUGUGUGCCUCGAAGCAUCUGUUUGCCGCCAGCGAGACCCAGCUCCAAGUCUUCUACUCUGCUCUUGAUCAGACGUAUCACGGUGACAUGGCGGUGCGGGGAGCAAAUACAACGGAGACGUUGCGUGCGGUGCAACAACGAUAUUAUGGAUUGCCCUAUGUGGAUGAGACGGCUUGGCAGUUGCGCUUCUCGCACCUGGUGGGCUACGGAGCCAAGUACUAUGCGUAUCUAGUAUCUAAAACGAUUGCAUCUUGGAUCUGGCAGACAUACUUUGAGGCGAAUCCCUUUAAUCGCCAGUCGGGGGAGAAAUAUCGUGCCGAGAUCUUGGCCCAUGGAGGCGCUGUGCCGAGCAGGAAACUUGUGGCCAAUUUCCUGCAGCGAGAGAUGACGCCACGCGUGUUAGCGGACAGUUUGAUACAUGAGAUUGACACGGAUGAGUCGAAGAUUAAGGAGCUAAUCAUUAGUAGAAACUAGAAAUGCUGUGUAAACAAUUCGUUUGUUGUGGUUUUUUUUAAUUAUAAUUAGUUAACUGCC
This is a messenger RNA of Drosophila nasuta, 2275 nucleotides long. RefSeq names its product mitochondrial intermediate peptidase. Lineage: Eukaryota; Metazoa; Arthropoda; Insecta; Diptera; Drosophilidae. The record is from RefSeq and is a predicted model, not a curated record. Gene Ontology annotation, cellular component: mitochondrion. Gene Ontology annotation, biological process: peptide metabolic process. Gene Ontology annotation, molecular function: metalloendopeptidase activity.